AUGUCAGCUGUGAUCCGCCCAUCGCUGGCCGCCAGCCGUACUCUUCGUGAAGCCACGCAUCGGCUCGGCGAAUCUUCUCGCUCCUUCUACGCCCCUUUCGCCGCUCUCCACUCCCCCUCGAUCCUCCCCUCACGCCCGCCUCAGCCGGUCCUGCGCACUCGGACACCUCAUCGGCGCCAACCAGCAUCAUCAUCGGUGCGGUAUGCUACUACUCUAGCGUCCAGCUCGUCCGCUACGCCCGCACCCCUCUUGUCUUCAAAGCCAAAAGUCCGAGUAACACCGCCAUCUCUCGAGCGGAUAAAGGCGGAUGGGUUCUUCGACGACGAUGUUCAGCUUAUAGCGGAGGAUCAAGCGGUGAUGCAUAUGAGCCCGGAGGCUGUGACACAAUUAGCUACUAUCACAUCUCGCGAACCGCCGGACGUGUUGGCGAAGGGGAAGUUGGCGUUGAGGAUCAUGGUGGAGAGUGGAGGUUGUCAUGGGUAUCAGGACACGCUCAGCUUGACAGAGGAGAGGAAUGUGGAUGACUACACGUUCCAGCCCGAAGGCGUCAACUGCAUCCCUGUCGUCGUUGACCUUGUCUCGCUCAAUCUGCUCAAAGGCUCCCGCCUUCACUUCGCUACAGAGCUCAUCGGGUCGAGCUUUAGAAUAGAGGAGAACCCACAAGCCAAGGACGGGGGUUGCGGGUGCGGUGUGAGCUGGUCAUUGUCAUAG
Molecule: messenger RNA, 711 nt
Organism: Dioszegia hungarica
Lineage: Eukaryota; Fungi; Basidiomycota; Tremellomycetes; Tremellales; Bulleribasidiaceae
Exons: 3
Coding region: 1-711 (236 amino acids)
Biological process (GO): iron-sulfur cluster assembly
Cellular component (GO): mitochondrion
Molecular function (GO): iron ion binding; 2 iron, 2 sulfur cluster binding; 4 iron, 4 sulfur cluster binding
Source: RefSeq, a predicted model, not a curated record